Molecule: messenger RNA, 5760 nt
Organism: Acanthocheilonema viteae
Lineage: Eukaryota; Metazoa; Nematoda; Chromadorea; Rhabditida; Onchocercidae
Source: the annotation of a GenBank genome assembly
AUGGAAUUGGAGAGGUCUAAGAAAAUAAAAUAUUCAAAACCACGUGAGCUUUCACCGCCGCCACCCGUAUUAACCCUUGACGAAUUGGAAGAACGAUUGACAGAUACUGACGAACGUCAGCCAUCAACAUCGGGAAUUAGAAAGGAAGGUGCAACAAAAGAGGUAGAGAGGGAUGAUAAAUCUGCCAAUGGAGAAAAUAUUGUAAAAUCAGACGAGAAACUUGGCGGCGCUAUUUCAAUAUACAAAUCAUCCACUGAUUCAAAAGAAAUUAGCGGAACAGAGAAGACAAUAGAAUGUGAUGCGAGGCGAGAUGAUAAGGUUUUGUCCGAAACAAAGAAGGAAGAGGGUGUGGAAAAUGUCACGUCCGCUAGUAUUCUUGUAGAUAAUAUUUAUCUUGCUCCAACAACAUUUGCAUCCAGUUCACUUCUCAACAGCAAAGAAGCAACAAAAGCAAAUGACGCAACUAUCUAUCCAAAUAAUCAACUGAAUGAAAUGAAGGAAGCGGCUUCCCGGAAGAUCAGUGAAUUGUCACCGUUAAUUUGUACUUCGGGACGAGUACAAGAACACGAUAUAACUGACAUGGGACAAUCAAUGCCUCUGUUGUCAGAAACUCAGUAUAAGAAUAAGGCUAUGGGUGAACGCAUAGCUAAUGCUCAUCUAUCUUUUUUGUUGGAAUGCAAUGAAUACGGAUUGCUGACGGAAAAUCAGUUAUUAGCAUUUUACCAAAACGAACUAUAUGAAACCGUGGAAGAGUUUGUAGAUGAAUUUUUAGAACAUGAAGAAUUUCCACAACAUAGUUUGCAUGAAUAUUUGGAACGAUAUAAAAUAGUAUGUGAACAUAUCGAUGCUAAAGAAAUUGAAGCUAUGGAUUGUGAACAACUAGUGAAAGAAUGUGCCCAAGCAUCAUGGACAGCUGAAAAUCGAGUUAUCAAGCAAGAAGGACGAUGCGGAGAACAGAAAUAUGCAACAGGUAGUUCAAAUUAUUUAAUUGCAACGUUUCAUCCCGAGAAAGCUACAGAAUUGUCCCGCUUAUUGAAGCGUGAUGUAUCUACCCGCCUUGAUUCGUCGUUAAGUUUACAAAUUCAGAUGCGUUCUCUUGCAUUACAAAUUCAAUGGCGUAUUGUUGAGUACAACAAUAUCUUUAUGGUGGAACAUCGUUGCAAUAUAGAUAGUCCACCGUGCUGUCAGUUUUUUCUUCCUGGUAGUGCUGAUACUGUAAGCAGGCGAAACCUUCGUAAUGCACUUUCGGAUUUGUUCCACUAUUUACGUUAUCCAAAUCUUCCUUCACGGUUCAUAUCUGCCGUUUCUGGGUGGAUCAGUGAAUUGGUAGCUGUUCUUCUGAAAGCAUGUACUUCUUCUGACCAGCAGUAUUUGUUAUGUCAAGUACUUCGUCUAGUUUCACCAGUAUCCCAGUGGGCAGCACCAUUACUUCAAUCAUAUAUCGAAAUUGACAGCAUGAAUGAUCGUCUUAUUAUUGAUAAUUAUAUAGUAAUGAUGAGUUUGCUGCUUUCAUCAAUACGGGGCCGUGAAAAUUUUUUGCGACGCAUAAUGAAUGUUGAAAAUGGAAACAAUGCAUGGGUUGUUAUAAAUGACGAUGGAGCGGAGAAAGAUGGAUCUGUAAUAACCAUAAGUGAAACUGAUUUGAUUGCAUUUCUCAAUCAAUUCAAUGCUGAAGCUGCUUUUGCUAAAGCAGUUCGAUGUUUUGCUAUCACUCUAAGAUCGGAUCCAAUUAAUCAGGCUUUAACUUUGGUUGCUUUUGAAUUGGUGCUCAUAAAAAUAUUUAACGAUGGCUUGUACACCUAUGGCACACCCAAUUAUCGUCAAUUUUGUAAACAAAUUGGCUAUGCGUUACGCCAAAGUGUCAUAUGUUCAGCAGAAUUUCUGAAAGUUAUCAAAGAUAUGUUAUCAACUGCUGAAGCAGAAAUAGUGCAGAAAGAAUUUGAUCGCAUUGUUCUACAUGCCGUGUAUUAUAUCGUCAGCAAGCAGAACCUUGGCCUUUUGCAAUUUGUAGUAGAUUUGCCAUAUAAUUUUGCAAGUGAAGCAUGUCGAAUGCGUUGUCAAAUAUUGUUGAAGCGAAAAAUGGCGGUAACAGUAGCGCAACUAUACGAGUUUCCAGAAGAAGAUUUGCCUAAUUUAGUUGACAAAGCUGGCAAUUUAUUUGACAAAUUACCGGAUUUGCCCAGUGACGAUCGCAUUUAUAUGAUUUCGGCUUUAGCAUCCAUCAUUUCUGCAUCGGAUUCAUAUGUUGAUUCAUUUACCAUUGAAAUACUGAAUGUGUGCUUCCUUGAUGUUUCUAUGCGUGAUCAUUUUUACAAAGUUGGUGCUGAAACGAUUGGAAUUCUCAUCGAUAAGCAUCCAUAUAUCCUCCAGAAGAUAUUACUUUUUGUUGAUCGAAAUCUCGAUUCCCUAGAAGAAUAUGCAGUAGAAGUACUGUCAGUAGCACCUUUGUCAAAAUGUCGCUUGUCGGUAGAUGAUGUCGGCAUAAUAUGUGGAAAAUGGUUGAUCAACAGGCCAGCAAAUCAUCCUGCGCGUGUGCUUGGUUCUAUGAAUUGGGGGACAGAUGAAAAUGGAAAGCUUUGGUUGCAGCCUGAAGUACAUAUUGUUUGUGCUGAUACCUUAAUUAAAGGGCAUAUGGCCCAGUGUAAAACAACUAAUGGAUUAAUUUCGAAAUCUUGGAAUAAAGUCGCCAAACUGGCGGCGAAAGUACCUGAUUAUGAACAUCAAUUUGAUGCUUUCUGUUGGGAUAUUUUAGUACGAUUGAAAUUACCGCUGCAGGCAGAUACUGUAAAUAUCCAGUCAGUCAACGAUCUUGUUUCUUUCUUCGUUUUCGUUAUCCAGCGAUCAUUAUUAAGUGUCGAUGAAUUUUUAUCAUCAGGCUUAUCAUUAUGGUCGGAGCUUAUUACAUCUGGUUGUUAUGUUGGAUCAGUAGUAAUCCUUGCACGACUUAUAUCAUCAUUUCCGGAUGCAGUCACUACCUUAAUUUCACAUGAAAUCUUCAUACAGUGUCUUGAUCGAUUACUUCUGUGUGAUUUGUCGUCUUAUGCAGUUCAGUUUAUUGCUGGUGCCAAUAAAUUUCCUGGUCCAACCAUUCGACUUUUAAGCUCAGCUAUUACAUACCAUAUGAAUAAGGAUUUUUCGCAAGUAAAAUUGAGCAGUUGGAUACAAUUGUUGUGCUGCAAAAGACCUACUCAGUGGAACACCGAUAAAUCUACGCUUUACCUAUUAGGAACAUUGGUCCGUAUAGCAUUUACAAAGGAUCAAAUAAAGCUAUUAGGUAUUCCGGAAUUGCUUAAAACCAACUAUGCUGCAUUGCUACAGCAGUGGAAAGAUGGAUCAAAGAGUGUGCUAUCGUGGUUUACAAGUGAUGAUAGCGUUCCUCCUAUUAUUGAUUCCGCAAAUAUGAAUGUUUCACCAUGGGCAUCGUUUGCACUGUUAUUAGCUGAACAACAGAGCCAUGAAGCCUUUUAUGAAACUUUAUACCAAACAAUGAGUAAGCAUCCAAAAAAUAGUUUGGACCAGUCCGUAAAGGUAUUUUUCAAAGCCGGAAUCUUUGCUCAUCUUGAGAAUCUUCGAGAUGAAGUUUUAUCAAUUAUUAUAAUCAAAUUUCAAAAUGCAUGCAGGCACUAUAAUGCUCAAUGUGAUCUACGUUGCAGAAUGCAGAGGAAAGCUGGUGCCUUAUUGCUGCAACGCAACAUUCGUGCAUGGUGCACAUUGCGGAAUUGGAAUUGGUUUAAGUUAUAUGGUCGUAUCAAACCAUUAAUUAAGGGAAAUAAAAAGGAUGAAGAAACUGAAGCACUGCAAAAGAGAAUAAAGGAAUUGGAAGAAAAUUUUAAUCGUGAAGAAAAAUUGCGUAAGGAGAAAGAAUCGGAAGUAGCCAAAUUGAUGAUCGAAAAACAGCAACUUUUCCUGCAAGUUCAGCAGGAAAAAGAUAUAAGCGCGAAAGGAGAAGAAAGAGUUGCAAAAUAUUUGGCUCAAAAAACUGAUGUUGAAAAACAGUUUGCUUCUGUAAACGAACAGCUUGCUGAACAGGAAGACAGAAACGCAACUUUAUCAAAAAUAAAGAAUAAGAUAGAGCAUGAUAAUGAAACUUUGAAGCUUAAAGUUGCUGAAUUGGAAACCACUUGUAAAAGGCUUAAUCAGGACAAGCAAGUCAAAGAUCAUCAACUCCGAUCUUUACAGGAUGAAAUAAGAUCACAGGAUGAGGUGAUCGCAAAAAUCAGUAAAGAAAAAAAGCAUCAAGAAGAGACAAAUCGUAAAUUUCUGGAAGAAAUUCAAUCUGAAGAGGAUAAAAUAAACCAUUUGAACAAAGUACGAAAUAAACUAGAACAAACUGUGGAUGAAAUUGCGGAUAAUUUGGAACGAGAACGACGAAUACGCCAAGAUAUUGAAAAAUCAAAACGUAAAGCUGAAGGAGAGUUAAAAAUUGCGCAAGAAAAUAUUGAUGAAUUCAUAAAACAAAAGCAAGAAAUGGAAAAUGCAUUAAAAAAGAAAGAUAUUGAAAUAGCUUCAAUACUAAAUCGUAUAGACGAUGAACAAUCAACGGUAAAUAAAAUGGAGCGUCAAUUGAAAGAACAAAUUGCGCAUUAUCACGAACUUGAAGAAGAGCUUCAAGCUGAAAGGCAAGCAAGAUUAAAGAUUGAGAGAAGUCGCAGUGAAAUUCAAAAAGAACUUGAAGAGCUUAGCAAUCGCCUAGAUGAAGCGGGCGGUGCAACACAGGCGCAAAUUGAAUUGAACAAAAAGCGCGAAGCAGAAUCGGCUAAGCUUCGUCGAGAUUUGGAAGAAGUAUCUCUGAAGGCUGAAACAGCUCUCGCUAAUUUACGUAAAAAACAGAACGAUGCAAUGGCAGAACUUUCUGAACAACUGGAUACUGUCCAGAAGGGAAGAGCAAAAAUAGAAAAAGAAAAAGAGUCUCUACAGCGAGAAAUUGAUGAUCUGCGAAGUCAGUGUGAUUUGGAAGCUAAACAACGGCAAAAUGCGGAAAAAUUUGCCAAGCAGUUGGAAGCGCAAUUAGCGGAAGCUCAAUUGAAAUUAGACGAACAAACAAGAAGUUUGCAAGAAGCUAUUGCAACUAAAAAUAAGUUGAAGAUUAAAGUCAGCGACACGAGCAAUCAAAUUGAAGAGUACGGAAAUCAGAUAGCAUUGUUGAAUCGUAUCAAGCAACAAUUGACAGUGCAGUUAGAAGAAGUGAAACGACAAUUGGAGCAGGAAUCUCAGGAAAAGCAUUCAUUUAAUUCACAGCUUUCAAAUUUACAACUGGAGUGUCAGCAACUUCGCGACACGAUAGAUGAAGAAUUGAGUAGUAAAACAGAACUUCAAAGAUUACUCUCAAAAGCAAAUGCUGAAACACAGCAAUGGAAAACCCGAUAUGAAGAUGAAGAAAUGAAUCGAUCAGAGGAACUGGAAGAAGCUAGGCAGAAAUUACAAGCGAAAGUUCAAGAAAUGCAACAAGCAUUAGAUGCAGCAAAUAAUCGUAUUAAUUCAUUGGAAAAAGCUCGCUUACGGUUGGCUCACGAACUUGAGGAUGCGCAAAUGGACGCCGACAGGGCUAACAGUUUCGCAAAUUCUUUGGAAAAAAAGCAAAAAGCGUUUGAUAAAACGAUUGAAGAAUGGAAGCGAAAAUGUGAUUUGCUAACACAGGAAUUGGAAGCAAGUCAACGGGAAGCACGAAAUGGGGCCAGCGAAAUAUUCAGACUUCGCAAUAUGGUAGAGGAGACAGGAGAACAGUUACUGUGGACCUCAAACUUGGAAAUUAAACCAUAG